AUGAAACUGCGAAGGUGCACCGCUUCAGAAUUUACCCUCAACUGGGAACCUCUUGUGGCCAGGAUGGGUAAUUCGAUGGAAGUGUCACAAGGUUCUUUGUAGGAUCGACUCCAAGAGGUGUUCUCAGGACUGACACACAUUGUGUCCUUGGGAAAAUAUCCAAGUCAGGAGAAAAAGUGUGCACCUAAGGAGAUUCGAACCAGUAUCCAGCUGACGCCACAUGCGAAGGUGUACCGAUUCAGGUAAGGGUC
Messenger RNA from Ectocarpus sp. CCAP 1310/34, 251 nucleotides. Lineage: Eukaryota; Phaeophyceae; Ectocarpales; Ectocarpaceae. The record is from the annotation of a GenBank genome assembly.